This is a messenger RNA of Salvia hispanica, 1042 nucleotides long. The record is from RefSeq and is a predicted model, not a curated record. NCBI's taxonomy places the organism in Eukaryota, Viridiplantae, Streptophyta, Magnoliopsida, Lamiales, Lamiaceae.
AUGACUAGCUGUAAUGCUCUAUUUGAUUAUCAUGGUCCGAAUCGGACUAGUGAGUAUAAGAUCCUCCCCAAGCCGUAUUCGAAACCCUCACCUUGCAGGUUCGAACGCCCACCUUGCACUGCUUGCUAUCAUGAAACAAGUGGAAUGUGGUAUGACCAUUCAUUACAAGAUUGCAAAGUGGUGAAUCUUGUUCAUACUCGUUUCGAAUACGAAUUGAGUUAUGAUGACCAUUCCGCUCAUCACAUCGAAUUGUAUUCACUCAAAACUAAUUCUUGGAAGAGAAUAGAAUGCAAAGAUUAUGAAUACAGCAGUUCACAAGAUUGGACUCAGUCUUGUGAUCUAAGUAGCGCGGCUUGCGUGUCCGGGACUUUUUACCAUGCAAUGUACGAAGCCAUCCUUUCUUUCGACAUUUCUACUGAAACUUUUUCCAGAUUACCCUUCCCAGAUGGUUGGUUUCACGAGCGUAGUUACAUUGUAGAGUAUAAAGGGUUAUUAAGUGCUCUUGUAUUCUCGGACAAUGAAGAUUCUGUACCUUGGAAAUAUGACGAUCAUGCGACUAGGAAGUAUCAAUUUUGGAUUAUGAGAGAUGGAUUGUGGACAAGAGAUGAAAUGGUUUUUCAUAUUCCUGGCAUGGAGAGGCCGAUAUGGUUCUCACAGGACGGUAUGCUGUUGUAUUUUGAAAGCCUUCGUCAUGAGCUAGUGUUGUUUGAUUGUGCCACCGGAAAGUUGAAGUAUCUCAGUGUCAAUAGCCCUAUGAGAUGUCCAAAGAUGGUUGAGAUCUUUGGAGUUUCAUGUCUUGAGGAGGAUCAGGUGAAACAAGAAGAUGAUGAAGACAAUACUUUGUCUAAAAUCAGCCUUAUCCUCAACCUCGACGCUUUGUCUUUAGAGUCGAAGCUAUGAUGAAUGAUAUGGUGGAAGCUAUGAUGAAUGAUACGGUGGAAGUUGGGAUGGUUGAUACGGCGGAAGCAGAAGUUAUAAUGGAUAAUACGAGAAUCGAAGGUGCACCGCCUUUGAGGAGGAACAAUGGAAAUCAAUUGGAUAG